UGUUUAUAGUUUGAGCAAUAUUUAUUUCUAUAUAGAGACCUCUAAGGCCUAUAAUUAGUGUGUAAAAUCAUGAAGCUAAUUAAGGGAACAUCAUCCCAUCUUUAUAUUCUCAUAAUCUCAUUUACUGUUUUUUAUUACAUGUAUGUUAAUAAUUUGUCUUUUGAUCUUUAUUCUUUAAUAUUCAAAAAUAAUUUACCGAAAACACCCUAAUACCAUGAUCAAUAUCUAUAUGUAUAUGGACUAUUUACAAGUUCACAUUAUACGUAAUUCACAACAUGUGUUAGCAUCUUCCCAAAUGUUAAGGAACGUGUCGAUGAUUAAGGCGUAGACGUACUACGUGCAGCUGGGUUGAAACCUUGAGAAGACCAAUACUCCAUUUGGCAUACACCUCUUCUCAUAUAAAUCUCACCCAAAACAACUUCAUUUUUACCACUCAAAAUUAAAUAUCAAAAUCCUCAAAUUAAUUAAUGAAGACAUUUGGAGCUUUCGUUCUUAUGUUUCUUCUUGCAUCCUUCGCCAUAACAGGGCCAAGAAAGACAGAAGCAAGGAUGUGCAAAGCUCCGAGCAAACUUUUUAGGGGAAUGUGUGGUAUUAGGGAUUCCAACUGUGAUAGUGUUUGCAAGGCGGAAGGAAUGGCCGCUGGAGAUUGCCAUGGAUUUCGUAGACGAUGCAUUUGCAGCAGGCCUUGUCCUUAAAUUACCCUAAUUAAUUAAUACAUCACCCUUUUAUUUCACCUCUAAAUAAUGAUAACAAAUGUUUCUAUUUUCAUCAUUAGCUUUAUUAUGACGUAGCUACAUGCAUAUAUGUAAUCUUAAUAUAGCGCCUUGCUAUCACUCUAUAUCUAUGUUUAAAUAAUUUCAUCUUUUAUGUAUUAGUUUCUUUUCACAUCAAUGAUAUCUAUAUGCGUGUACUUUUCAUUGAGUCUUUCCUCUCAUUGUCAUUGCUUUGUUUUGAUAGUAUGAUUUUUUU
Amaranthus tricolor (Joseph's coat) is the source of this 969-nucleotide messenger RNA. Its product is annotated as defensin D2-like. NCBI's taxonomy places the organism in Eukaryota, Viridiplantae, Streptophyta, Magnoliopsida, Caryophyllales, Amaranthaceae. The transcript is spliced from 2 exons. The record is from RefSeq and is a predicted model, not a curated record. Gene Ontology annotation, biological process: defense response. The coding region runs from base 468 to 695 and encodes 75 amino acids.